UUUCUAAACAAAUGAAACAUGUUGCUGGAAUUUCUUUUAAAGGUGUUCCGUCCAUUUUGUAAAUUGCAAUUACGUGCCGUUUCUAUCAUCACGUGAUAUUUGUGAAGGCAGUGAUUACUGUACUGCAAGGGAAGUAACACUGCGCGGAGUUUGAUCGAAAACAACGAGGUUGUUUUCGAUAAAAUGGCCGAGGAGCUCCGAAUGAGAAAAGUGGAAUGUAAACACAAGUGGUGUGUAGCCGAACGGUGACAUUGUUUUUCUCACCCCAGCAAAAUGUCAUCAUUGGUUUGCUAUUCAAGUUCCGACUCUUCAGAAAGUGAAAACGAAGAACAGAAAAAGAAACCAAGCUACCAAGAGACACAUUCAAACACUGAUGUGAAGAUAAAGAACAAGCUGCCCCUCCCUGAAGCUGUUACCACACUGUUUGGGGGUAGAGAGGAGAGGGUAGAAGAUUCGAGUCACCAUGGAGGCAGGCAGCGGUCCUUCAAACAUGAGCCUGGAAACUGGGCUACUCUUGUCUACAUCCCAUACCAUGCCGAAGAGGAGGAAAGUUUUGUGAGAAUGCAGUCAGAGUUGUUUGCCUGUUUAAGGCCACUUGAAUUCCACAGGAUGGAUGACUACCAUGUAAGUCUGUCCAGGACUGUUACCAUCAGGCACCAUUGGAUACAGGACUUCACCAAUACAUUGAUGACAAGCUUUGCAAAAUUACCUCAGUGUUGGUGCAAAGUGAAAGGUGUGUCUGUUCUCAGUAAUGAUGAGAAAACAAGGUCCUUUCUAGUCCUGGAUGUGCAAUGUGGGGAUGAAAUACUUCAGGACUUUGUCCUGGUGGUGGACAAAUGUUUCCAGCAAUACAACCUUCAUCCAUAUUACCAGCCCCCUUUAUUUCACAUGAGUAUUGGCUGGUGUCUUGGAGAUGUCUGUGAAGAUAUUCCCAGAAAGACCAAAAUGAAAUUGAAGGACAUAGCAGACACUGUCAUGAAAGAAGAUGACGAUUUGGAGUAUUUUGUUGUAAACUCAAUAUGUAUGAAAAUUGGCAACAAGACAUUCACAUUUCCAUUGAAAUCGAGCAGCUGAUUUACAUAAAUUUGUGUCUUUUGUAAAACUUCAAUAGCGCAAUUCAUUUUAUAUGCAGUCAUUGUGUUGUCAAACUCAACAGAGACCUACAGUUAAUUUUGUUUUACAUUUUAACAAAAAAAUAUCUUAAAAAGAAAUUAUAGACUGUCCUACAUUACAUACUAAAGGUGACGCCAAGGUGAUCAAUUUAUCUGUGCUAUACAUAUAUGUACAUAGACUUGUGUAAAUCUUCUUUAUUUAAAUGAAAGUAUGUAUGAAAGCUAGACCUUAAGCAUAUGACUAUCUGAUUAAACAGAAGUAUUGAAAUCUCAAACAACAACUUCUUUUAAGGAAAACCUGAAACUCCAAUAUUAUAAUUUAAACAAACAUUUCAUUUACAAUUGCAUCACAAGGCCAUGUUAAAAAAAAAUCUAAAAGCUGUU
Messenger RNA from Mya arenaria, 1496 nucleotides. Its product is annotated as U6 snRNA phosphodiesterase 1-like. The transcript is spliced from 7 exons. The coding region runs from base 274 to 1074 and encodes 266 amino acids. The record is from RefSeq and is a predicted model, not a curated record. Gene Ontology annotation, cellular component: nucleus. NCBI's taxonomy places the organism in Eukaryota, Metazoa, Mollusca, Bivalvia, Myida, Myidae. Gene Ontology annotation, molecular function: 3'-5'-RNA exonuclease activity. Gene Ontology annotation, biological process: U6 snRNA 3'-end processing.